GCAGUGGUCUGUAUCAACUCUGCUUUAUUUAUAACAACACCAGUGGAAGGAGCACGAGUUCACAUGAAAAAAAAAAGAAAAAAAAAAAACUUUGGGGAGGAGUGAAAGAGAAGAGGCAGAAAGCGCAGUAGACACACACCAGCUGACCCUGCAGACGCGCAGACAAGAGGAACCAGCCGAGUGAACUGAACACACGAAUGGACUACCGGAGGGGAGACACCACCAGUCCACCGGAAAACGUGACAAGAGGAAGAGCUGGUUGACAAAACAAGAGAUUUGGUGCCCUUGGAAGUACUUUCAGCUGUGCAGUUCGCUGGUUCCUGUUCUGAAGAGGAAGAGAAGUUAUGUAAACAAACUGCAACAGGUCUAAAAAGUUUUGCAGAAGAGUUGCGAAGAUACAGGCAAACAAUUGCUGAGAUAAUGGACACCCUUGCCGGAUGCUGAAGCAGAAAACGGAAGAUUGCCUAAACGUUUUGGCAAAACUAUCAAGAGGAAGAAAGUGAGCACAAAGGAAGAGUAAAAGAGGAUGUGUCUGUUGAAGGGGUGAGGGCGGUUGCGGUGGUUGUGGUGCACAGCGUGCCAGGGGCGGGGUCCGAAAAGAGGCAGAGCGAGAGAGAGCUGACAAAAAAGAAGGUGUGAACUGUUGAGGUUUUGAAUCGGAAAUUGAUUUGUUUCAAGAGUUAAGCAGCUGAGAAGAUACAGAGAGACAGUGAAACAAAGAAGAGUGGAGAGAGUGGACACCCUUGCCGGACGCUGAAACAGAAAACUUGACAGAGGAGUAGCUGGCAUAAACAUUUUGGCGGAAUUGGCAAGAGGAAGAAAGUGAGCACAUAGGAUGAGUAAAAGAGGAUGUGUCUGUUGAAGGACUGAGGGAAGUCAGGACGCACAGCUUGCCAGGGGUGGGGUUCAAAACAGGCAAAGCUGGCAUGGUGCUGAAACAGAAAUCUUGACCAAAGACACACAUUUUUGGUAGAAUUUGCAAGAGGAAGAAAGUGAACACAUAGGAAGAGUAAAAGAGGAUGUGUCUGUUGAAGGAGUGAGGACGUACGAGCUUAAAACAAGCACAAAACAAACAGAGAAAGAGCUGGGAUGGUGCUGACGAAGAAGGUGGACGCUGUUAAGGCACUGAAGGAUGUCUAAGGGCCAGGGACAGCUGGAGUCGGCGGAGGGGCCCCAGUGCACGGGGGCAGUAGGGCUACAGACGCUGCUGGAUCUGCUCGUGGGGGUCUACCAGGAGUUCUGCACAUCGCCGUUCGCAAGGGAGAAGUACGUGUCCGGGUUUCUGCAAUGGGCUGAGCCUCUGGUCCGACAAGUGAAGAGGACCAGGAUCAAGAGGGAGGACUUCCACAUCCUCAAGGUGAUUGGACGAGGGACCUUCAGCGAGGUGGCUGUGGCCCGGAUGCGCAGCACUCAGCAGGUCUACGCUCUGAAGAUCAUGAACAAGUGGGACAUGCUUCAGAGGGGAGAGACAGCGUGUUACCAGGAGGAGAGGGAGGUGUUGCUCAGAGGAGACCGGCGCUGGAUCACAGAGCUGCACUACGCUUUUCAGGAUGACAACUAUCUGUACCUGGUGAUGGAUUACUACGUGGGCGGGGACCUCCUGACGCUGCUCAGUAAGUUUGGAGAUCGCCUGCCUGAAGACAUGGCUCAGUUUUACCUGGCGGAGAUGGUCCUGGCCAUUGACUCUGUUCACAGACUGGGAUAUGUGCACAGGGACAUCAAGCCAGACAACAUCCUCCUGACUGCAGACGGACACAUCAGACUGGGAGACUUUGGCUCAUGUCUGCGACUCUCAGAGGACGGCCUGAUCCAUUCGACAGUGGCGGUGGGGACCCCAGACUAUCUGUCCCCUGAGAUCCUGAGGGCCAUCGAGGGAGGAGGGGGCUACGGCUGUGAGUGCGACUGGUGGGCCCUGGGCGUCUGUGCCUAUGAGAUGCUGCUCGGGUGCACUCCGUUCUACGCCGAGUCCAUCACAGAGACGUACGCCAAGAUCAUACACUUUCAGGAGUACUUUGAGUUCCCCCCAUCUGGCCCUGAGCUUUCGGACAGGGCUCACUUGUUCAUCACAGGCCUGAUCUGCGAGAGGGACGUUCGGCUGGGGGGGAGGGGCCUGAGCGACUUUAGGACACACCCCUUUUUCAGCGGUGUGGACUGGAGCUCCCUGCACAAAGCCUCGGCGCCGUACGAGCCAGAGGUGACCAACCCGACUGACACGUCCAACUUUGAUGUAGUGGACGACUGCCUCAGUGAAAUGGAGACCCUUUCAGACCUGAUGGACCCAGCUCCCAUGGGGGUGCACCUGGCUUUCGUUGGAUACUCCUACACGGCCACCAGCCAGACGGGGGCCAUGGACCGCAGCGAGGACAUCAUGCUGCAAAUCGACCACACACGGCUCAGAGAGUGUGAGAGGCUGUACACCCCCGACAAACUGAGGCAGCUUUGGCAGCUCCGGGGUUCUCUGCCAGACAACCUGAACGUCCUGCUGCAGCUGCCCGUGUCUCUGGGACAUGGACCGACUGUCUCCUCUAUGUCCACCACUGUGUCCACCAUCUCCACCACCGUGUGCACAACGGUGGCCUCUGCCCCCACUGUGUCCAACGAGUCCACUCAAACCACAGAGGACGAGGACGAAACCCACAUAUCUGCUGUUCAAGAAGACCUGCACAGGCGUCUGCAGGAAGCGGAGAGGAGGUGUGGAGAGCUGGAGCAGGAGAUGGAGAAGCUCAGAGGAGAACUGAAGGACUGUAGAGCCGCCAAGGCCGCAGACGAGAGUCAAAUUCACCUACAAGAAGGGUUGUCCCAAUCUGAUCACGUGAUCGGAAAUCAGGACCAAUCAUGUGACUGUGGACUCGAUUUGGACUCGGACGUUAUGUUCCAAUCAGAGCUGCCUGCACAAUGUAUGGACAGAUGUACAGAUAGGGAGAGAGCGCCCCCUGUCUGCCACUACCCGCUGGUGAUCCCUCUCCACAGGCACAUGGUUCUGUUUCACAGGGUACGCCGGCCACAGGUGAGGAGUGAGGGCUACCUUCUGGUGUGUUGCAGAGGGCAGGUGCUGACCAAAAGAGGGCGCUGUGACACUGAGCUCCUCUGCAGCGUGUAACAUGAACGACAGGCAAAGACUGUGAGACCUGCAGACGACACGUUAAAGUGUGUGUGGACAAACUCACAUCCAAAGAAAACUCUAACUCAUAAGGAGGACAUGAAGAGACGAGCUCUGAACUGCCUUAUGUCAACUGUAUACACGUAUAUACUGUAUAAACACGUACCGUAUAUACACGUAUAUACUGUAUACACUGCAAAAAUGUGACCAUGUGACUUGAAAUGAAAAUAUUUGACUUGAUUUAAGUAGUUUAGUUUGGAUUUAUUUAGCUUGUAAGCCAAAUUAUUUACUUGUUUAAACAUAUUUCUGACUGUGAAGUAGGUACAUUGAAUUAAAGGUAGUGUAAAAUAUAAAAUAUAGUGUUACCCAGACUACUCUCUAAUGUUUUUUUGUUUUGUUUUUUUCUCACUUUGGCACAUUUUCUGAAACUUUUCAUAAAUCUAGAUCUAAACCUUUUGCACACUUUGGAAAACUAUUCACACAAAUCAGAAUGUUGGAAAAAGUCAACUUUGUGAACCAAACGUAAAACACUUUUUGGUUAAAAUACAAACACAGUCAUCAGAUUUAUAAAUUUACACUGAGCAGAGAACGCUCCCACACUUUCAGACAUGCAGUGUGAGAGAGUCAGGCCUGUAGGAGCAGUAUCACACUGUUUCUGCAACAUAUGCUGUAAAAUAUGAGUCAACUCGGGUUCUACAAAAAGUGUUUUGUAAUUUUGACCUGAAAGUUAAGGCUUGAAAAUGGAGAUAUUAUUGCGCCAACAUGAAGUUAGUACAGGCUCUAUUCACGCUUACGUCACAAACCAAGAAGACGUUUGGGAACAUGCGACAACAACUUCUGGUGUAGUUCCCGACACUGAGCUCGCCUAACAUGGAUCUAUUAAAACCCACUGUGAUCAAACCAUAGACUGUAAAAAAGAAGUGGGCUAAGCGAGUGUGAUGUCACCCAUAGCUUUCAGCGCCGCUCAAAUGAGGCUCGCAAUGUUCACGGUUACAGGAGCGAAUCUGGGGCCAGGCUCUGUGUUAGGAAUUGGAUUUUUUUUGACGGACAAAAUAGCGAAAAAACAAUUUAGGAUCAUGUCAAGGAUCUCGGACUUCCGGUCAUUGCGCAAUGCAUACUGGGAAGGAUUUUCCGACAAAGUGAGCAUCAAACUGUCAGCAAACAUUUUGUAUGUGGAGCGCCAUUAAAGCGGGAUCCCAUUUGUUAAGUGAAGACGUACAGAAGACAAACAGGCUGAGCUCGCACUUUCUUGUUCUUGUGGUUUUACAGCAACAUUAAGUCUUGGUCGUUUUGCAGUGGAAGGUGUUUCUUGGCGAACAGUUGUGCCUUUCACUUUGGCGUUGACUUUUUAAAUUUGUAACCAAGGUUGAGCAAGGGAUCGGGAUUUUGCUUUGCUGGCACUCCACAUACAAAAUGUUCACUGCAAACUCAGGAUGAUUUAGGCAGUCAAAGGUUUCCUUUUUUGUCCUUCCUGUGGAUCAAUCCUGCCCAUCACCUUCGCCUUUCACUAUUUUUCAAUUCUGCUGGGAAGGGAAACAGUUUGAACGGAGGUUUGCAGUCACACAGAUCUGAUUCCCUUUUGCAAUUAUGGAGUUUGCAAACAAAUUUCUCGAGCCGUUUUCCGCAGUGAGGAUCCAACAACCACACAAUUAAUGAUGUUCAAAUCCCAAAACUAAAAUAUGACAAUAUCAGAAUCAGAAACAAUAGCGAUAUGGUUCAAAAGACUAGAAAAGAUCGGCUUUGUCAAUAGACACACCCACUGGGAAAACAAACAUGAUGGUUUGAUGCUCACUUUUUCGGAAAAUCCUUCCCAGUAUGCAUUGCGCAAUGACCGGAAGUCUGUAAUUCUUGAUGCGUCUAUUGGAGCCAGAGUCAGAAGGAGCCGGAAGAGCCUCCUGGCAAACUUUCUAUUUGGCACAUGGCGGCUACAGGAUUUGUCCACUCAUAUAUACAGUCUAUGGAUCAAACCCACUGAAGUAAAUGUGAUCAGCGGUAAAAUGAAGACUUCAGACGUAUGAGCUGUUCAGAAUCAUCUUGAACUUGUCACUCUCGUCUCUUCUAAUCGCAUGUACCCAGUGCUCUCGGAUUUAUGUAUCAGUGGUGAAAUGAUAAAAACUGAAGUACGGUUGUAAUUGUUGAUUAUCCGAACAUAACAGAACGCAACAAUGACAUUUAGAUGAAGAAGAAAACUGGGCCUGGGAAGUCGUAAUUGCAUGUUUCCAAACGUCUUCCUUGUUUGUGACGUAAGCGUGAAUAGAGCCGAAUUAGUGAACAAAUAAGCUGUUGUAAGAUCUUAUGAAGAAAAGAAAAUAUGAAGUGACACAUUUCUUCUUUUAUUUUCUCCAAAUUUACUUAUGCAUACAUAUAUAUUUUACUCAAAUGAAUAUUUUCAGCUCAAGUCGUUAGAACUACAGUGCAUGGAGUUGGGUGUUAUGGCAGAAUCUGCACCUUAGACUGGCUUGCACUGUGUAAAAGUGAUGUUAUUGUAGUUCAAAUGAAGGCACUUAUAAAAAUGCAUGUGGUUUAAAGAUCCCAUAUUAUGCAAAUUAGAUUGUUUUACGCAUAUUAAAACAUAUGUGGAUUAUGUUUUUGUUUAGUUUUUUUCUUAUUCUGCAGACGUUUCCUUCUCCAGGCCUGUACAGCAAAUCAUGACAAGCAACUUUAAUCCUCUCUACCUCCCCUUUUAUUGCAUUGCUGGAUUUUUCUGAUUUUAUAACCAUAUUAUACAUUAUUUAAAGUACUCAAACACAAUAUAAAAACACUAAAGCUGUCUGCAAAAAAAUCACAGAAAUAGCCUACAUAAUGCAUAAUAUUGGAUCUUUAAUAUUUGUUGUAAAUGACACUACUGGGGGAACGUGUCAGGAUUUAAAGGUGCACUAUGCUGCUUUUCUGUUUGGGGGGGUCCGUCACCUAGCACCACCUAGUGUCUCCGCUUAAUUUCAUUUCUCUCCAGCGACUAGGUCAGGAAUUGGUACACACUGGACGGUUUGCAAAAAUCCCAGAAGUGCAAGUCCGAGGCCCUAAGUAUGAAGCAAGAAAGUUUUCAGACAUAUUCAUGUGCAUAGUAUAGAAAUCGGUGUGUAUUUGGGAAAUUGUUGCAUAUUUGGCUGUAG
Messenger RNA from Boleophthalmus pectinirostris (great blue-spotted mudskipper), 6213 nucleotides. Its product is annotated as myotonin-protein kinase. Gene Ontology annotation, cellular component: cytoplasm; cytoskeleton. NCBI's taxonomy places the organism in Eukaryota, Metazoa, Chordata, Actinopteri, Gobiiformes, Gobiidae. The coding region runs from base 1133 to 3100 and encodes 655 amino acids. The record is from RefSeq and is a predicted model, not a curated record. Gene Ontology annotation, biological process: actomyosin structure organization; peptidyl-threonine phosphorylation. The transcript is spliced from 17 exons. Gene Ontology annotation, molecular function: ATP binding; protein serine/threonine kinase activity.